GUGACGCGGCGUCAACCGCCCACCUCGCGGCUUAGCGCCGGGCCGGUCGUUGCCGCCGCCUCAGGGCGCAGAGGCCCGGCCUUUCCGCCCAAAUGUCAGUUUGUAAAAUAGCAAGGCUGGAGUCUGAAGGGUUUGCAGGCUUCCGCCUUGAAGGAAGUCUGGGAGGCUCGGCAUUUCCAACUCUUUCACCUCAGAGCCCGCUUGGCCAAGGCAAAACCGCCCAGUAACCUGGCUUCCAGCGGCCUGAGCAGGGAGGAAUACAAUUUUUUCACCUAUAAUUUGGAAGUGAAGUAAAAUAACAAAAUGAAGUCCGCAAAACAUCUGUCAGCCUCUAGUAAUAAAUUGGCAAAUGUUCCAGAUUUAACUUACAAAAAAGGAAUAUUUACUUCACCGUUGUCACCUAAACCAAAGGAAAAACAUAGUGCAAAAUUAGUACAUGAUAAACUUGAACCAAUGGUCUUAGGAUCUCCACCAGCAGGGGAAUCCAUCGUAAGAUAUGCUUUGCCCAUUGCAUCGAGUAAGACAAAGGAGUUAAUAGCAGAAGAUGAAUUGAUCAGGAAAAUUACCAAACAUCUAAAGAUGGUUGUUUCUACUUUGGAGGAAGCCUAUGGAUUUAGCAUUGUAGAUGGAGAAAAAUCAGUUGUGAAGCCUGAACAUGAAGAAUUAACUUUAUCUGUUGGGGAUGAUCUGAAUUCAUUCUUGAUAUGUUGUUCACAAUUUGCAGCUCAGUUAGAAGAAGCAGCUAAGGAAGAACGUCAUAUUUUGGAAUCUCUUUUUAAGUGGUUUCAGCUACAGGUCAAUCAGAUGGAGGAGAUAAGUAAAGAUCAAAAUUUUUUAGAAACAGAAUUUCCAGCACCUGAAAAAACAGUCACUUUAAGCCUUGCACAAGUAGUAAAGCAGGUGCAAAAACUAGAAGAACUGAAAAAUCGUCUUAAACAAGAGUCUUUAUACUCCUUGAAAGCCUUGUUGUCGAAACCCAAGCAUAGUGAAAAUUUACCAGGAGCAUUACAAAGUUAUGAAACCAUACAGCAGAUAAUUGAAGAAUUCAUAAAAACCCACCCAACUAAAGAAUUUAUAGAUGUUUCUGCAACUGAUCCACAAACUGCUUGUUCACUGACUAACCGAUUGAAUGUCAUGUUGAAAAUGUUUGAAAAACAGUCACAUAUGUUGGAGAGAGCUAUGAAUGAUCAAGGUUUGUUAGAGGAUAAAUACAAAGAAAUGCAAAGUAAUUUCCAAGUGUUAUUAGAGGAGAAAUUGGUGCUGGAAAAUGAACUACAAAAGUUGAAGACUACAGAGAAAGCAAAGUCUACAUAUGAUCGAACAAAGAAAACUAUAAAAAUGGAGAAGAAAAAAGACAAAAGAAAAUCUGAGGAUACAGAAGAGAAGAAGUUUCUAGUAAAAGAGCUUAAAGUAAAAGAAGAUUUGCUUCAAGUUCAGAAAGUAGCAUUUGCUCUGGAAGUUGAGAACAAAGUCCUUCAGGAACAAUUGAAACAGGCUUUACAGGAAGCUGAAAGCGCUAAGCAUCAACUUGACUAUUUCCUAAAUCAAGAGAAAGAAUUACUUAAUCGUGAAGAGAAGACCAAGACAACAAUGGAAAUGGGUAUUAGCAAAAUAAAAGUUGAAGAUUCAAAACAUAUACCAUUGGAAAAAGAGACAAGGGAAGCAUUAGUUACAGCUUCAGGUAGACAAAAGACAAAUGCAAAAAUCCAAGAACAUUCACAGGAGGGACUUAGAAAUGUAGACUAUGUAUUUAAAUUUAGUAUUCUUUAUUACAGAUCUCAAUUUUCACAAAUGGAAGCCCAGCUGACAAAAGAUCCUAAUAGAAUUUCUGAAAUUCUUUGGAAAAGUGUCCCAAACCUUCAGAGAGUGGAUGCGAGUGAAGCAAGGAGAUCCCACCUGAACAGACAUAUGGUCGGACACAGUGAGCCACUCUUACCAGUUCUUGGAAUUGUAGGAACCCUCACCAAAUCCAAGUUCCUAAACGCUGGCCAAGACUCAACCUUGAAAUCAGAUCUUUCACAGAUCCUAAAUUCUCAAGAUGGGUCAGACUUUGUAAGGAGUUCAAAUGAAGUUUCAGCUGAUAAAGACCUAUCCCAUAUACCUCCAUUAAAGACCCAUGAUAAAUCAUUAACAAUUACUAUCAAAGAGAUAGAAGAUUUACUGUCUGUCACUCAGUUUGAAGUACCAGAUGGAAAUCUUGUGCUUGAUGAAAACCAAGAUUCAAUAUCAAAAACACAAAUGCAAGUAAAGAAACAGAGAACAUCCAAAGGGGAAAGAAACAUUAAACAGCAUUGGAGAGUCAGAAUAUCAGUGCUGGCAGGGGUAGGUUGUGAGAAGAUCAUCUUACAACCAAAGAAGUUUCAAACAAAAGGCUCUUCCUGUUGUAUAGACUUGGAGGCUGAAGUGAAACUUAGCAGGCACGGGAGACUGUUGGAGCAGGCUAAUGAUGAUGUACCAGAUAAAAACCUUAUGCUUAAGCAUCAAGACUCAAAGUCAGAAACAGAAAUGCAAGUAAAGAAACAAAAAACUUCCCAAGCUGAAGCAUUCAUUACUCAUGACAACAUAACAGAUGAAAACCCUGUGCUUGAGCCUCAAGAGUCAAUGUCAAAAACCCAACUUCAAGUAAACAAAAAAUUGCUAAAGAGGAAAGAGUCACUAGUAAUUCAGGAUGAAGUACCAGAUGAAAAUAAUUUACUUGAGCAUCAAGACUCAAUGUCAGAAUCAGAAAUUGAAGUGGAGAAACAAAGAAGCCACAAAGGAGAAAGACCUAGUACUCAUGAUGAUGUACCAGACAAAAGUCUUAUGCUUAAGCAUCAAGAUUCAGUGUCAAAACUUCAAAUGCAAACAACAAGCCAAAUUGAAACUCUUAAUGAAGUGCUAGAUGAAAAUCUUAAGCUUAAACAUCAAGACUCAGAGUCAAAAACCCAAGUACAAUUUAAAAAACAAAAAAAAUCCACGGAGGAAAGAAUCAGUACUCAUUUUGGAGUACCAGAUGAAAAUUUAAUGCUUGUGAAUGAAGAUUCAGUGUCACAACCCCAAAUGCAAGUAGAGAAACAAAUAACUUACAGAAAGAAAAGGCGCCAUACUUAUUUUGGCAUACCUGAUGAAAAUCUUAUGUUUGUGAGUCAAGAUUCAGCAUCAAAAUCCCAAGUGCAAGUAAAGAAAAAAAUAACUUCCAGAAAGGAAAGACGUAAAACUGAGAAAAUGGAUGAAAAAGCAGGUAAAAAUCUUUCACCUGAAGAUAAUGAAGUUUUAAUCUCAAAAGGCUCAUCUCAAAUUAAGACACUUGGAGCUACCAGAAAAGUGGGACUUACUAAACAUGAAAGGAAAUAUCCCUCGAUAAUUGAUCAGGAUAUGUAUGAACCCUCAGAUUUUACCCUUGAAGAUCUAGAACUUACUAUAGGAUACAAGGAUCAAAGAGAAAGAACUGGAGUUUACCAAUCUCAAAGAUUGAAUGUCAAAAAUGAAGUAGCCUCAGAACUUCCAGAUAUGGCAGAUAUUCCAGCAAUUAAUCCAUCAAUUAGUGAUCUAAUACUUCAAUUAGAUUUAAACAAAGUAAUAGAAACUGAUAUAGAACACUUGAAGGAUGCCAUUGAAAGAAGUAUAUUGGUGAAGGAAAAGAAGAUACAAUCAAAGAGUCUCCCUGACACUGAUAGAGAAGGCCUCCUAGGUGCUAUUGGAAGAGGUAUAAUAAAGAGAGAAAUCAAGACAGAGUCAAAGAGUAAUCCUGGUGUGAAUUUAUUCAAAAACAGAUAUAUGUCCACACAACAUCAAGAAGAUUUUUUUAACAGUCACAUUGCACCACGUAAAUUCUCUACAAACAGGAUCAGUUUUUCAACCUUUGACACUCAAGAAAGAUCUGAGUACAUUUCACCCCAUGUGAAUAAACCUCCAAAAGCAUAUCACAGAACAUCUAGGGCUGGGUCAACCAUUUAUAAAACCAUCCAGUUUCCUUCACUAAAUAAAGAACCUUCAGGGCAUCCAAAAAAUUCUAUCUCAAACAAAAAAAAAAUGUUGAACUUACAAAUACUCUGCUCGCUGUGAUGUCUACAACUAAAAAACCUAUCUAUGAAGGUAAAAAAACAAAACAAAACACUGCUUUACAAAGACAAAUGAAAUAAAACUUUGUAUUAUG
This is a messenger RNA of Felis catus (domestic cat), 4135 nucleotides long. RefSeq names its product coiled-coil domain containing 7 (gene CCDC7). The record is from RefSeq and is a predicted model, not a curated record. Lineage: Eukaryota; Metazoa; Chordata; Mammalia; Carnivora; Felidae.